AUGACCUUGAAUUCCAAAAAUAAAUUUGGUUUUGUUAAUGGCACCCUUUCCAAACCAACGUCCUCCUCAGCAGAAACUCAAUUGUGGGAACGUUGCAGUGAUAUGGUCUUAUCAUGGAUCCUUAACUCCAUCGAUCCGUCCAGUGUUCACAGUCUGAUCUACCAUGAAUGUCCCCGUGAUGUAUGGCUGGAUCUUGAAAAUCGUUUCUCUCAAAGUAACAAUCCUCGUAUUUUCAAGUUGAAGCGUGACAUUGCUAAUCUUACCCAAGGAUCCAUGAACAUCUCUGUGUAUUUUACAACACUUAAAGACACUGAGCGCGUUUUUCAGUUUUUGAUGGAACUACAUGACUCAUAUGCGUCCAUCCGCAGCCAAAUUUUGGCCAUGGAUCCUUUACCUUCCGUCACCAAAGUUUAUUCAAUUUUGCAUCAAGAAGAGAAGCAGCGUCUUCUUCAUAUCUCUACUGUUCCAACAGAAUCUGCUGCCAUGGCGGUUCCUCGUCCUUUUUCUCAUCCUUCUGAUAGCAAGGGGCAAAGGCAUGGUCAUCCAAAAUGUGGCCACUGUGGUCAUGAUGGUCAUUGGAAAGCACAAUGUUAUAAGCUGCAUGGUUUUCCCAACAACAAGUCUCAGUCUCAUGGCACACCCGACCGAAAACUUGGUUCUUCAAUGGCUGCAAAUACUGUCACAAGUCCUUCACCUUCUUCUGAGGUUGCCGUCCAUGGUCUCACCAACGAGCAAUACCAUCAGCUCUUAGAUCUCUUAUCGCCCCCAAACACCAACUUUGCCAACUUUGCUGGUAACCUUACCUCUUGUCAUUCUGUUUUUUCUUCUAAUACUGAAUGGAUUAUUGAUUCAAGUGCCUCAGAUCACAUGACUUCCAAUUUGUCUUCUCUUGACAAUAUUCAGCUCCUUAAUCAACCAUGCUCCCUUAAGCUUCCUAAUGGACCUAUCAAUGAGGAAGCUGAUUGGAACGGGUGA
This is a messenger RNA of Malania oleifera, 975 nucleotides long. RefSeq lists its product as uncharacterized. Bases 1 to 975 code for a protein of 324 amino acids. The transcript has 3 exons. Lineage: Eukaryota; Viridiplantae; Streptophyta; Magnoliopsida; Santalales; Ximeniaceae. The record is from RefSeq and is a predicted model, not a curated record.